AUGUACCAAGCAACAGAUCGCGACAACGAAACCACCAUGUCAAUAGAAGACCAACGCUUCAUUCAAAUAAUGGAAUCCAAUAUCCACAAAAAUCAAACAGGACAUUGGGAGAUGCCACUACCCCUCCGAUCUAACGACAUACACGUUCCUGACAACAGAGAUCAAGCUUCAACUCGUCUCAAAAACCUUCUGCAUUCAUUCAAGAGGAAUCCAAUGGAGCAAGACUACUUCAACUUUAUGGCAAAACUGUUUGAAUGCGGUCAUGCCGUACCAAUACCAAUUGAAGCCACUCCCCCAAAAGAAACUGGGAAAAUUUGGUACCUACCACAUUUUGGCGUAUACCAUCCUCGUAAACCAAAUAAGAUCCAAGUUGUAUUCGACUCCUCAGCAGAGUUCAAAGGAACAUCUCUUAAUAAGGAACUGUUGUCAGGUCCAGAUAUGCACAAUGGUCUUCAGGGGAAUACUGGUCAGAUUCAGAAGAAAUGCCGUUGGUGUGAUGUGUGAUAUAGAGCAAAUGUUCCACAACUUCCAUGUCCACCCACCACAUAGAGAUCCAUUGCGGUUCCUGUGGUUCGCUGAUAACGUCAAAGAAAAAGAUAUCAUCGUCUACCAAAUGGUGGUGCACUUGUUUGGCAACAUGUCAAGUCCCGCUGUAGCAACGUUUGGCCUUAGGAAAACCGCAGAAGAAGGAGAGAAAGAGUUUGGUCAAGACGCCAAAGACUUUGUCGUUGAAGACUUCUACGUAGAUGACGGUCUGACAUCACAUGAUACCGCGGAAGGAACUGUGUCUCAUUAA
Paramuricea clavata is the source of this 796-nucleotide messenger RNA. NCBI's taxonomy places the organism in Eukaryota, Metazoa, Cnidaria, Anthozoa, Malacalcyonacea, Plexauridae. The record is from the annotation of a GenBank genome assembly.